AUGGCCUCUCCGAAUUCCCUCUCGUCCGCCUACAACAACGCCCUGUAUCAACAAUCGACCCGACCCAUGUCCCGAUCCGCGGUUUCACGUUCGGGUUCCAGACGGGCCUCUCCAGCGCUCCAAUACGCCGACGCCAAACCUUCCAUCUCAAGACAUUACACUGGGGACAGCUCCGAUGAUGAGGUCCCAGAACCAAAGUUUAGCGCUUCGGUGAAAGCGCUUUUAGAUGGAGACGGCUUGGGUUCGUCGCCACAUCUGCACAAAGCUCAACAACACCAUCAAUACCAACAUCAACCAUCUUCGUCAUAUCAACGCCGCUCAGCGACGGGGUCGCGACAACAUAGCCAAUCGCCGCGGAAUGCAUCCCCGCAUGAUCAAUCCAAUGGAAGCCCUGCGCCUCGGGUCGUUCGAAUUGGUGCUAUCUCGUCCUCCUCGAGGUUCUCCCGUGAAGGCUCCCCGCUUUCGAAUAGCCAGAGUGCCGACUCCGAAGCUCAAGAUAGACCGAAUGACUUUAUCACACCUGCUCCUCGACCACGGAGUGUCCGAAUUAAUGCCUCGCGAAGCGGCACCCGCUCUCCAUCAUCCAUUUCGCCAUCGGUGAAACGCUCAACGGAACGCCAGACAGGCGAGGAGUAUGGUAGUGGUGAUCGGUCGGACAGUGACCGGAAAUCGCGUUACGAUGAUGACCCUGUCUCGCGAAUCGGCACCUCAUCAGUCCUGCGCGGUCGCACUGGAGAGGAUAUUGCGCCACACAGCUCUCUGCGAGUGAAGCGAGUUGGGCGACUCACUGGUACAUUCCUGAAUGGACCUGCACGGCGAGGUGUGUUGCGCCGGCAAAGUGAAGAGAACAACGAAGAUAACUAUCUGCUGAAUGAAGACAUCAUUCGUGAGCAUGACGAGCCACAAGAUUCCAAUGCUGAAUAUCGUUAUCAGCCUCCACGCUCAACGAAACCAUCAUCACCCAAGGUAUCCUGGGCAGAGCCCAGCCCCUCCCAUGAUGACGAUCGACGUGAUCAACAACAGCAUCGCUCUCUUCCAGAUCGACCUGCGAGCCGGGCUAGUGGGGAGGGACUCUUCUCUCGAUCCUCGUCACCAAAAUCUUACGUGUCGCAGUCCAAGUCCACGCCGGGGUCCUCGGAAGUGUCGUCCAAAUCGUCGAGUGCUAAGGAGCAGCCUGCUUUCAAGGUACCGUCAUUACCACCAUCACUUCCCUCUGCAAGGGAUCAAGAGAAUGAGCCUCCACCAACGUUCAAGCGCGCCAAAUCACAGGGCCUCAAUUUGCUAGACAAGCCCGAGAAGUAUGCGGUUGUGUACGACACGGACAAGAAGGAUGCUGCGGUUGCAACACCUGCAGGCGAUUCCCCCCGGAAGAUCCUCGCGAGUCGAAGCAACAACACUCCGCACCGACCGGCCCCUCCGCCCCCCAAGAUGUCUGUUCUUGAAACUGCUACUGCUACCGGUGGUGCUUCUACGUCGCAGUCUCGAAAGAAGCGCACCCAGGUUUCGAUCAACCACAAGCACUUCACCCGUCUUGACUGUAUUGGUCGCGGUGGAAGCUCCCGUGUGUACCGUGUGAUGGCUGAGAACUACAAGAUCUUUGCUCUCAAGCGGGUCAACCUGGAAGACGUCGACCCCCUGACUUUGACGGGUUACAAGGGUGAGAUUGAUCUCUUGAAGAAGCUCGAGAAUGUGGAUCGGGUAGUGCGCCUAUUUGACUGGGAACUCAACCUGGACAAGCAUUGCCUCAGUGUUUUGAUGGAGAUUGGUGAAUCUGAUCUGGAGAAGAUUCUCACAUACCGUCUCAAUGCCGAGGAUGCUGUGUUCGAUAUCAAUUUCGUCCGAUUUUACUGGAAGGAGAUGCUGGAGUGUGUUCAAGCUGUCCACAACUUCAACAUUGUUCACUCUGAUUUGAAGCCAGCCAACUUUUUGAUGGUCCAGGGCCGAUUGAAAUUGAUCGACUUUGGCAUUGCCAAUGCCAUUCAAGAUAACACUGUCAACGUCCACCGGGAGCAACAAGUUGGAACACCGAACUACAUGUCUCCAGAGGCUUUGGUUGAUUCAAAUGCAUCACUGGGCCUCCCGGCCAGUGUGGGCAAGAUGAUGAAAUUAGGCAAACCCAGUGAUGUAUGGAGUCUGGGCUGCAUUCUGUACAAGAUGGUGUACGGUCAACCGCCUUUCGCCAAGAUCGCCAAAUACUACGAGCGUAUAAUGGCCAUUCCCAACCCCCGGGUUCAGAUUGAUUUCCCCACGCAUGGUGUCGGCGGUGUUCCGGUGCCACCUGGGUUGAUCAAGACCUUGAAGCGAUGCCUUCAGCGCGAUCAGACUCUUCGUCCAACCAUUGAAGAAAUGCUUGGCCCGCGGGAUCCCUUCCUGCACCCCGAUGCCCAACUCGAGGGUGCCGUGCCUGUCACGCAGGACAUGCUGGGCCGCAUUCUGGCCAAUGUUGUCAACCACUGCAGGGCCCGUGGCAUUCCCAAAGAAGAAGAGUUGGCUGCAUGGCCUGCGGGCUUCUUUGCAAAAAUAAAAGCAGCACUCGAAGAAGAAGGUACUUGA
This is a messenger RNA of Penicillium cataractarum, 2553 nucleotides long. RefSeq names its product serine/threonine/tyrosine protein kinase MPS1. Gene Ontology annotation, biological process: protein localization to kinetochore; peptidyl-serine phosphorylation; meiotic spindle assembly checkpoint signaling. Gene Ontology annotation, molecular function: ATP binding; protein serine/threonine kinase activity; protein serine/threonine/tyrosine kinase activity. Gene Ontology annotation, cellular component: spindle; kinetochore; nucleus. The record is from RefSeq and is a predicted model, not a curated record. The coding region runs from base 1 to 2553 and encodes 850 amino acids. The transcript has a single exon. Lineage: Eukaryota; Fungi; Ascomycota; Eurotiomycetes; Eurotiales; Aspergillaceae.